UUUCAAAAUGGCGAACGGUACACCAGGAACUCCGGGUCCUGAAGCGGAAAAAGCUGCUAGUCGACGUCCAAAAGAUACAAAACUAAAACAACAGAGACUUCCAGCAUGGCAACCCAUUUUGACAGCUGGCACUGUUUUACCAGCUUUCUUUGCUAUAGGAUUGGCAUUUAUACCUCUUGGAGUUGUUCUACUAGUUACAUCUAAUGAUAUUCAAGAAUAUAGAUACGACUACACACAGUGUGUGAAUAGUAAUGGAGAAAAGUGUGCUGACCUUCUCACAAACCUUACAGCCACAGGGCAGACAUGUACAUGUACAUUUAACAUAGAGUUGAAAGAGGAUUUUGUGGGCACAGUAUACAUGUAUUAUGGACUCACAAACUUUUAUCAAAACCAUCGACGUUAUGUACGUUCACGAGACGACAGCCAGCUACAUGGUUACGAUGUUGACAGUUUGUACAGUGAUUGUGAACCAUUCAAGACUAAGAAGUUAAACACAUCUGUUGAGAUGAAGAUUGCACCUUGUGGUGCUAUUGCUAACAGUCUGUUCAAUGACUCGUAUACAUUUGUAUAUAAGGGAGAUGGAAGUCAAAAUGUAAAUGUAUCAAUGUUGAGGACAGGCAUUGCCUGGGCGUCAGAUAAAGAUGUGAAGUUUGGUAACCCUAGUU
This is a messenger RNA of Ruditapes philippinarum (Manila clam), 665 nucleotides long. RefSeq names its product cell cycle control protein 50A-like. The record is from RefSeq and is a predicted model, not a curated record. NCBI's taxonomy places the organism in Eukaryota, Metazoa, Mollusca, Bivalvia, Venerida, Veneridae. Gene Ontology annotation, cellular component: endoplasmic reticulum; Golgi apparatus; plasma membrane.